Aspergillus versicolor CBS 583.65 is the source of this 2898-nucleotide messenger RNA. RefSeq lists its product as uncharacterized. The annotation marks the transcript as partial. Gene Ontology annotation, biological process: nucleoside metabolic process. Lineage: Eukaryota; Fungi; Ascomycota; Eurotiomycetes; Eurotiales; Aspergillaceae. The record is from RefSeq and is a predicted model, not a curated record. Gene Ontology annotation, molecular function: catalytic activity. The transcript has 2 exons.
AUGCGUUUAACACACAAUGACUACACAGUGGCCUGGAUCUGCGCCGUACCGAUAGAAAUCAUCGCAGCAAAAGCCAUGCUGGAUGAGAUUCACAGUUCCCUACCACAGCCCAAAACCGACCAUAACGUCUACAUGCUUGGGACUGUACAAGGCCAUAAUGUAGUGUUGGUAUGCCUACCACUUGGAGUCUACGGGACGGUGUCAGCCUCCACAACCGUGUCGCAUAUGGUUUCGACUUACCCGAAUAUCCAAUUCGGGCUGAUGGUUGGUAUUGGAGGGGGAGUUCCAGCUCGAGCUGAUAUUCGCCUCGGCGAUGUCGUUGUUAGCAGGCCAAUUGGGUCUUCAUCCGGGGUGAUUCGGUAUGAUUAUGGCAAGACAGUUCGCGAGGGAAAGCUCCAGCGCACAGGAUCGCUUAAUAAACCUCCCCAGGUCUUGCUGAAAGCAAUGGCACAUUUAGAAGGUGAACAGAUGGCGGGAAAAAGGCAGAUUCGCGACGUUCUGAGCCAGACGGACCAUACAAUCAGAGAACAAUUUGCACGUCCGGAAAGGGAUAUGCUCUUCAAGGCAGACUACUAUCACGAACAACCUGAUUACUGCUCAGCAUGUGAUCAGGAUCAGCUGGUCGAUCGCCCGUUACGAGACGAAUCUGAUGAACCGUGUAUUCAUUAUGGUCUUAUUGCAUCCGGGGACCAGGUUAUGAAAGAUGCCAAGACGCGUGAUUCUAUUGCGGAUGAACUGGAUAUUCUUUGCUUUGAAAUGGAGGCGGCUGGGAUCAUGGAUGAGCUGCCUUCCCUUGUUAUACGUGGGAUUUGUGAUUAUUGUGAUUCUCACAAGCACAAGGAGUGGCAGCCAUAUGCAGCGCUGACUGCGGCUGCAUAUGCCAAAACCUUGUUAUCCACGGUUCCAGUGACUAUAAAUAAUAGCAAACAACCAGAGAAAGUCGGGUUUACAGCAGAUGAAGAGGCAUGUCUACAGAGUCUGUUUCUCACAGACCCGGAAGAUGAUAAGAAUGCUCUGCGGAGACGCAAGGGCGGCCGUGCGGCUGGAACAUGCGAAUGGAUAUUGGAAACCGAUGAACUAAUGGACUGGCUUCAAAUGUCAGAUUCCCAAGGAGGUUCAAGUAUCCUGUGGCUGCACGGCAACCCUGGAACUGGAAAGUCGACUAUGGCGAUGACGAUGGCAGACGAGAUCCCAAAGCUACAGGCCUUUACGAACAAACGCAAAGUCCUGGCCUAUUUCUUUUGCGACUCUAGCAACGACAAACAGCGUACGGCUGUUUCGAUUCUACGUGGUCUGAUCCAUUUUCUGGUGAAGCAGUGUCCACACUUGGCCAAGUUCCUGUUGCCAAAGUAUAACGAGAGAAAGGAGGGCUGGAAUAACUCGUUCGAUGCAUUAUGGGGUAUUCUGAUGGAAAUGGGAAAGGACUCUGCCGUUGAGAUAUACUGCAUCAUUGACGCGUUGGACGAAUGCGAAUCGGAUUCGCAGCAAGACCUUCUACGCCAGAUCCAGCAAUCCUUCGGAGAACAGCUGGCAGACUCACCACCGUCUCACCUGCAUAUCCUUAUAACUAGUCGUCCCUAUCCUGAGAUCAGCGAAUACCUAUCCAACUUUACAAAUAAAAAUCUGGCCUCCUACAGAGCGAUUAAGCACGAUAUCAGGAUCAUGAUCAAAGCAAAAGUUGACGAUCUGGCCGCGAGAAAAAAGUACCCAGACUCGGUGAGAAAGGAAAUCUCUAGAAUCCUAGAGGACAAGGCUGAGGGAACAUUCCUAUGGGUAGGAAUUGCCUGCAGUGAACUCGCUAGACCAGAAGUACGAUCGAGAAAUGCCACCAAGAUCCUCAAGGAAAUGCCACGAGGAUUGCAUGAUUUGUAUCGGCAGUUAUUGCAGACGGCUCUAGUUGACAGAGGCAAUGAUGAUGACGAGAAAGAAAUCAUGAAGAAUUUGAUGAAGUUCGUUGCAAUUGCGCGGCGGCCGUUGACGGUGCUUGAACUUGGUGCUCUCUGCCAACUAUACCCCGAUGACGAUGAGGAUAGCCGUCUUCAAUUCACCAAGGAGUUAAUUGAACUGUGCCGAUUAAUGAUUGUUAUUCAAGACAAGCAUGUGCGGCUCUUACACAAGUCAGUGAAAGAUUUUCUGGUUAAGGAAGAGCUUGGAAUCGAGGAGACGAAGGCUCAUGCUGAUAUGGCAAAUCGCUGCAUCGACUUCAUAUUGGAGUUGGUUGAAUUUGACAGCGAUCAGGAAAUCCCAUUUCUUGAAUAUGCAGUCGAAUGUUGGCCUGAACAUGCUGGGCAUGCCGAUACAGCUUGGGCCGUAGGCCCGCAGCAAGAAUCAUUUUUCGAGUCGGAUUCAGGGGCUUGGGAGAAAUGGCUCGCAUGGUACGAUCGUAUGCGCAGAGGGCUAUAUAAUGGAAUCGAGGAAGGCUUCAGCAUAUUCCAUGCGGCAGCAAGGUGGGAGAUUAUACCUUUGAUUCUCUGGGGAUUUGAGAAAAAACUGCGUCAACACGAAAGAACAUACCAUGAUGCAGAAUUCCAAACAGCGAGCGGAGUUACACCACUCGAAGAAGCUGCUGCACGCAACGAGGAAAGCGGGUAUGGCGUCAUGAAGCUGUUGCUAAACCAACAAGAAAACCACGCCGAGAUCAAUGAAGAGGUGCUGAAGAGUGCAGCAUAUAAUGGGCAGAGUGGAAAGAAAGUCAUGGAACUUCUCCUAGAUCAAGGAGAAAGCCAAAUCUCCAUUACUGAAGGGGUGGUGAAGGCUGCAGCAGACAACAGUCGGAGUGGAAGGGAUGUUAUGGAACUUUUAUUAGACCGACAGGGAGAUCAGGUUCAGCUUACAGAAGAAGUGUUGAGAACAGCCGCACGAAAUGCAUACAGUGGCCCAGAUAUUCUGGCACUGCUC